AUGGUGUUUAUGGACAAGCUCUGCAUUCCACAGGAGGACGAGGCCCUCAAGGAACGGGGCAUCUUGAGCCUACCCGGCUUCCUCCAUCGCUCGGAAGAGUUGACCAUACUCUGGUCAGAGAGGUACUUCACAAGGUUGUGGUGUACUUGUGAGCUCAUCACAUUCCUUCGUGACCCGAAGAAACGCCAGCGAGUGCAAGUGGUCCCAGUGAAGCUUUGCCUGCUUCUCUUUCUCAUGUCCAUCUCUUGGCAAUUUCUGGCAGCAGGCUACUACGUUGCCUACCGGGUCGAUGCCAGUGCUCCAGGUACAUCAGUAGCUGCCAGGGCUCUCUUCCAGUCCGUGGCCUUGUUCGUCCUUCCUUUGCAAAACUAUGUCGGCUUAUGCCUCAUGGCCGAGAUCCAAGAUCUUCCCAAGCAGUUGCAAAGCUUCAGCAUUCGUGCUGCUGAGUGCGGCUGCUGCACAUCCAGCCAUGUGAAUCCAAAGACCGGCGCGAGCAUCCCGUGCGAUCGAAAACUGGUUUUCGAAGCGCUGGAGCGCUGGUAUGGGAGAGUUGGAGCCACAGAGGAGGAGUACCUUGCCUACUUCGACUCUUUGGUUCAACAGCAGGAGUUGACGGGCCGAGUUCUGAGCGGGAUACAGGGAUCACUUCUUCCUUUCAAAUAUGUCCUUUACAUGGUUACGAGUGCCAACUUGCCUUUUGUUUCUGAUUACAUGUCUAAAAUUGCUGCUGGUCCGGGAGAACGUUUGGCAGAACAUCUGGUGGGAUUUGACAUCAUGAUUUGGAGCAUGCGCAUCUUCUUUGACUGGCUCAACUUCUUCCUCGUCAUACUGCUUGCCGUGCAGCUGAGCAUGCUGGUUUGGAAAGGGGGGGCUUGUUGGAGGUACUUUUCCCGCCGUUGCUUGGCAUUUCUUCUGGUACCUCCGACGCUGGCGUUUGCAAUGACAUGGGAGCCCUAUCGUAGUACCAUGUCACGGACGCCAUCAAAUAGCCUGCUGCCUCUCAUUCCAUUCACUGCCCUACUGUUCAUCAACUUGGUUUUUUUUGUGCCACUUAAGUGGGUCACAAGCUGCAGCCGUCUGGAGACACAUCCUCAUAAAACCCCAGCCAGGCUGGCCAUGCCAGCAGAGCAUGAGGGUGAAGAUAGCCACGGUGUACCAGUUGAAGCUGCAAGCUCGCGUGACCUUAUUUCGUUGUAA
Symbiodinium pilosum is the source of this 1197-nucleotide messenger RNA. NCBI's taxonomy places the organism in Eukaryota, Dinophyceae, Suessiales, Symbiodiniaceae. The record is from the annotation of a GenBank genome assembly.